UCGAAUUCGCGCCCUCGCUAGCAUCUCCGGCGGCCGAUGAUGCACGCUCACCACCAAUGUCGCCAGCCGCCGACCGUGUGCAAUCACCUGCCGGUGGUGCUGUACGCUCGCCCACGGGAGAACGUAGAUCGUCCAACCCAUUCGGCCCUCGACGAUCCCUGGCCCUGCCCAGAACCAGUCUUGCAGCACCCGCCAGAGACCCCGGAGCCAUGAACCCAUAUGCACCGCCAUCGCUGGAAUACGACUUGCGCCAGAGAAAGCGUAGCAUCUUCAUCUUCUGGUUUCUUAUCUUGUUCGAUUCCAUUGUCAUGCCCUUGGCUCUCUACUUCGGUCUCUGGUACGGCACCGAUCUCUCGCCGAAUACCGUCUUCUCCAUCGUCACGGCCGCUCUGGGUGGUAUCAGCAUCUUCGAAUACGCACUACGUUUCUGGCAUCUGUGGAAGAAAGGCAGCAAGUGCCGUGUAAUUGGUGGUCGCAGAUCAUACCUCGACUGGUUCCACUGGAACUUCAGUUUCGCUUGGGUUAUCAUCAUCGUUGAACUCAUCGUUGGUACGAUUCCCGAGAAUCCGCCUAUCCGCUUGUUGGCAAUGCCUGUUGCUUCUCUCAUGUUUGCCUUUGGUUCGGAAUUGAUCAUUCAAGACGGCAUGCGCCUCCUCAAAAUUCCAUCUCCCUUCCGCAUCUCUUCAAUGCCCGCCGGCUCUCAGAUCCGCCCUGGAAUCUACUGGAUCAUCGAAGACGUCAUUGCAGUCGAUGGCGCCGGUAACAUCGAAUUCCGCGAGAGACUCAACACGAGAUACGAAGCCUCUCACUACUUCAGACAGAUGCUUCACCGUCUGACAUUGUUCUGGGGUAUCGGUGCCGAAGUGGCAGCUGCCGUGGUCACUGCCCUAAUCUUCACUCUCCAGAAAGAUGCUGCCUAUGUGGUCGGCUGGACCGUCCCUUUCAUCUGGGCUGGUAUCUGGACACUGGCCACUUUCUGGUAUGCUAAGCGCUGCCUCAAGCACGAGGCCGAGAUGUGGGCCAUUGAGCACGGAAAGCCCGAGGUC
This is a messenger RNA of Aureobasidium uvarum, 1046 nucleotides long. Lineage: Eukaryota; Fungi; Ascomycota; Dothideomycetes; Dothideales; Saccotheciaceae. The record is from the annotation of a GenBank genome assembly.